CUCUGGUUGUGUACAAAAAUGCCAGCUGAUAAGCAAAGGUGUUACAAAUUUGAUGGAGCUAUUUGAUUUAAUCAUGUGGUAUACUUUAGCAGGAAUAGAUUAAGUUUUAAUGUUCAAGAUGGUUGAAGUUGCUGCAAAUUUGAAGGUCAUUCGUGAGAAAAUCAUUCAAGCAUCAGCCAAAAGAUUACCGGAAUUUAGUUCAUUUGAACCUGCUCUGGUUGCGGUUAGCAAAAUAAAACCAGCUGAAGCAGUAUUAGAAGCUUACGCUGCUGGUCAGAGACACUUUGGAGAAAAUUACGUGAACGAGUUAGUCGAAAAAUCAAGCAAUCCAAAAAUAUUAGAACAAUGCAAAGACAUUCGUUGGCAUUUUAUUGGUCACUUGCAAAGAAACAAAGUAAACAAAGUUUUAGGAGUGACAAAUCUCUAUCUUGUCGAAACUGUUGACAGUGAAAAAUUGGCUUCUGCCCUUGAUAAUGCAUGGCCCAAGUUUAGAAAUAGCAGUGAUUCAAAAUUGAAAAUUAUGGUACAAGUAAAUACUAGCAAAGAAAAUGAGAAGAAUGGCUGUGAAGUAGAAGAGGCUCCAUCCUUAGUCAAACAUGUUUUGGAGAACUGUAAAAAUUUGGAAUUCAUGGGACUGAUGACAAUUGGUCAAUAUGGUUAUGAUGUUUUGAAGGGACCGAAUCCAGAUUUCCUUUCUCUGAUAGAAUGUCGGAAAAAUGUUUGUCACGAAUUGGGGCUUGAUAUGAAAAAUGUUGAACUUUCUAUGGGAAUGUCUAGUGAUUUUGAACAUGCUAUUGAACUUGGCAGUUCGAGUGUGAGAGUUGGUUCUUCGAUUUUUGGCGAAAGGCCAACGAAAACUUAAUUUUACUGAACAGAAAAAUAAAAUAUUCUACAGGAGUUCAAUAAUGAGGUGGCGUACUUAUACAGUAAACUAUUUGGUUUACACCGGGUAAAAAAUUUACCUAAUUACUUUCUGGUCAGAAACUGUUUUCCUGAAACUUAUUUUCUAUUGAAUAUAUAAAACAGUGUAAUUAUGUGAUGCACUCUGAAGACAAUAAAACAUAUUAUAAACAA
Messenger RNA from Belonocnema kinseyi, 1074 nucleotides. RefSeq names its product pyridoxal phosphate homeostasis protein. Gene Ontology annotation, molecular function: pyridoxal phosphate binding. Gene Ontology annotation, cellular component: intracellular anatomical structure. NCBI's taxonomy places the organism in Eukaryota, Metazoa, Arthropoda, Insecta, Hymenoptera, Cynipidae. The transcript is spliced from 4 exons. The record is from RefSeq and is a predicted model, not a curated record. Bases 110 to 862 code for a protein of 250 amino acids.